Menidia menidia (Atlantic silverside) is the source of this 4734-nucleotide messenger RNA. NCBI's taxonomy places the organism in Eukaryota, Metazoa, Chordata, Actinopteri, Atheriniformes, Atherinopsidae. The record is from the annotation of a GenBank genome assembly.
CAAUAAGCCAGUGGUUCCGGGAGCGCGCGCGGAUUGUCCACCAUCUCAGCCCCUCGGGCGGUGCAUGUCUUAUCAUUCAUCUCCCCAACGAAGAGCUGUUACUCCGCGCGCACUGAGGGAUGAAACGAAAAAGAGCGUAUAUCCUUCACCACAGCAAUGAGUGAGUCAUCGUCCUUUCACUCAGCGACGCUUGUCUCAUUGGCCCGAUCUUUGUCCGGGUUUGGACUCGAUGCAGCUAAUGGAGGGCCCGUCAGCCCUCUUGAAAGUGAAGAGCCUCCGCCGCUGGACUCUGGCACUGAAAUAGGACCUGGACUAUUUUUUGCUGAUGGAAAGAAAAAAGUGGACUACGUUCUUUGCUACAAAAACAAAAAGAACCGGUCAUCUAAACGUUUCUCAAUCGUGUCCAAUGGGAGUGUGCCAAUAUCCAUGCCAAGUCGUCUGGAAGUAGAAGCAGAGCCUGGUGAGGCUGGUGCGGCCGCAGGGGAUGCAGAAGAGUCAAAGCUGUCCGAGGAGGAAAAGGCUUCAAUGAGAGAUGAGUUUGAGGCCGGACUGCUGGAGGCUGGACUUGAGAUUGAGCGAGACAAGGAGAGGUCAACUGGCAUAAGGUUUAUUAGACUGCACAUCCCAUGGUCAAUACUGAGCCGAGAAGCUGAGCUGCAGAAAAUAAAAGUCCCUGUCAAAAAGAAAUGUGAAUUGCGGAAACGAGCAGGCAUUGCUGGAAUGUUGGAUUCCGUCGUCACUGUACUGAACAGACCCUUUCAACCUGACGUCCCUGAACUUGAAAUCCACAAAGACUCAAAGUCACAUGUUCAGCUCAAAACCCUCAAACACCCUUUCAUCAGAGACAAGCUCCACCUGUAUGACAUCAAGUCAACAGCAACAUUGUUUGACAAUGCAACGCGGAGCAGAAUUGUCGCAGAAAUUAUUUCACGCACUACCUGCACACGAACUUGCCAAACCACAGGCAUCAGCUCACUACUAGCUCAGGGGGUUUACGACUCUGCCUUUCCUCUACACGAUGGUUCAUUUACAAGGAGAGGAAGGAAAGAUCAGCGCAAUGACAGACAAGUCCUUCAUGAAGAAUGGGCCAACUAUGGAUCCAUGUUCAAAUAUCAGCCUGUCGACCUGAUCAGAAAGUACUUUGGAGAGCAGAUUGGGUUGUAUUUUGCCUGGCUGGGUGUGUAUACUCAGCUUCUCAUCCCUCCGUCUGUCCUGGGCAUCAUUGUCUUUCUGUAUGGCAUAUUUACUGUGGAUACCAAUGUGCCAAGUCAGGAAACAUGUGACGACAACCUGAACAUCACAAUGUGUCCACUGUGCGAUGCAGUGUGUGACUACUGGCGUCUGAGUACGGUGUGCUCGCUGGCCCGGGCUUCAUACCUGUUUGACAAUGGAGCUACUGUCCUCUUUGCUAUUUUCAUGUCGCUGUGGGCUGCGUGUUUCCUUGAGCACUGGAAGAGGAGGCAGAUGUGUCUGAAACAUACCUGGGACCUGACCAGCUUAGAGGAUGAGGAGGAGCGAGUCCAGGAUGAACUGAGGCCUGAAUAUGAAGAGGCACUACAAGAGAAAAAAGCUAAGAUUAAAGCACAAGCAAAAAAGAAGCUGACUCAAGCAGGGGAUGGUACAGACGGAGAAACCGACCAGAUGCUGGCUUCCCAGGAAGAGCCAGAAUCACUUGACCUUGAGGAUCACCUGUCAGGCUAUCUCAUCAAUGUGUCCACCCUGCUUCUGCUGAUCUUCGUAACCUGCUCAGCAGUCUUUGGAGUGGUAGUUUAUCGUAUCUGCAUGUUAAGUGUGUGGUCCAUGAACCCUGACCCUGAAGCCAAGGCCAGUGUGAGGAUGACAGUCACCACCACAGGGAUCAUCCUCAACAUGCUGGUCGUUCUGGUGUUGGAAGAAGUCUACGGAGCCAUUGCAGUGUGGCUGACCGAGCUUGAGCUUCCUAAGACAGAGGAAGAGUUUGAAGAGAGGCUCAUUUUUAAGUCUUUCUUCCUCAAAUCCAUGAACGCCUUUGCACCUAUUUUCUAUGUUGCCUUCUUCAAGGGCAGAUUUGCUGGGCGGCCCGGUGAUAAUGUUUACGUCUUUGGAGGCUAUCGCAUGGAGGAGUGUGCUCCUCCAGGCUGCCUCAUUGAACUGUGCAUCCAACUAAGCAUGAUUAUGCUCGGAAAGCAGCUCAUUCAGAACAAUGUCUUUGAAAUUGUCAUACCGAAGAUGAAAAAGAUGUACAGAACAAUACAGGAGCAAAAAGGAAUGAAAAGAGCUGGAGAGAAUGAAGAUAAUGAAACAGAGGAGAGAAGACCAAAGCAACAGUUUGACAAAGAUUUUGCACUUGAACCUUUUGAAGGUGUCAGUCCAGAAUACAUGGAAAUGAUAAUCCAGUAUGGAUUUGUAUCUCUAUUCGUGGCUUCCUUCCCUCUGGCACCUGCAUUUGCUUUACUCAACAAUGUCAUUGAGAUUCGCCUUGAUGCAUCAAAAUUUGUCACUGAGAUCCGACGGCCUGAUGCUGUGAGAUGUAAAGACAUAGGGAUUUGGUACAACUUUCUCUGUGGAAUCAGCAAGUUCUCUGUAAUUACCAAUGCUUUCGUGAUAUCAUUCACCUCAGAAUUUGUUCCACGCAUGGUCUACCAGUAUAUGUACAGUGUGAAUGGCACCAUGAGCGGCUACACGGAGCACUCGCUCUCCUACUUUAACGUCAGCAACUUCACUCCUGGCACAGCACCAACCACAACACUCAUUACAGGAGUGACCAUGUGCAGGUAUAAAGACUACAGAGAUCCACCAUGGGGUUCAGAUGCUUACACCUUCUCCAAACAGUACUGGUCUGUCCUGGCUGCAAGACUGGCCUUUGUAAUAUUCUUUCAGAACCUUGCCAUGUUCCUCAGCAUGCUGGUUGCUUGGAUGAUCCCAGAUGUACCACGAUCCCUACGGGAACAGCUAAAAAAAGACAAUAUGGCAUUGAUGGAAUUUUUGCUUAAUCAAGACCAAGAAGCAUGUGCCAAAACCCACUCCGCAAAAAGCAAAACCCCCUGCUUCUCUGCCGGCAUAGACAUUGUGGUGGAUGCUCCUUCAGAAGAGGCAGAGUUGGGCCAAGUGGAGGAGGAGGAGGAGGAGGAGGAGGAGGGAGAAGUGAGAGUUGAGAUCAAUUUAGAUGAACCGAAGUGUUGUGAUGACGGCGAUCCAGAGGUGGAGAACUCAGCUGAAGAUGUUGAAGGAACAGGAGCACAGGAGUGUGGCGAUGAAAGAGGUAAUGAAGCUGAAGAGUCAGAAGGCAAAGAAAUAGAAGGAAAUGGAGAAGAGAAGGUAGAGGAUGAAAAAGGAGGUGAAAAGGAAGAAGAAGAAAAAGAAGAACAAGAACAAGGAAAGGGAUAUGAAAAUGAAGAUGAAGCAAAGGCAGCUGAGGAGAAUUUCACUGUAGAUUUGGACUCCUUCAUGGGUGAGAUGGGCCUGCUAGAUGAAGAGCCCCCAUUGAGCACGUCUGUUGAUACUGGACCUCCGCGCUCAGAGUCCAAACAAGAUCAUCAGAAAGAAAAGGAGUCUCAGUCACAUCCUUCGUCUAGAAGAGGAUCGUCCCAGAGUCUAAAGAGCUCCAGAACUGAAUCAUUAGAUGUUGAAACAAAGAGCUUCUCACUAAUUGCUCCUCCUCCCAGAGAGGCAAACCAAAGAGCAAAGUCCCGCUGCUCCACCCUGCCUUCCCGCCACAGAGGGGCUGAGGCCUGUUACAGUCUGCCACGUCCCAGCCACUCCACCAGCCUCACACGGUUCCAGCAGCAGGCCGCACUCAUUCCCCUCGUUCCUCUGGCCUCUUCCUCAUCGGCGUCAGCCACCCCGUUUCCCACCCCGCACUCCUCUACAUCACCAUCGUCCUCACAGCAGCCAUUGGCCCAACAGCCCCAAGCCUCAAGUGAACCUUUUAUGUUAAAAGGCCCCCCCCCUCAGCUGCCACGCUCAAGAGGCAAAGCCCGGUGCGCCACCCUGCCUCCACGAGCGAGAGCACCCGAUUCUGAGGGGCCCACCCAAAAGCCUAGCCAUUCUACCAGCUUUACAAAGCUUGGGGACCGCAUCCCACCUUCACCCAGCGAGCUGAAGCGCAACAACACAGCAGUAUGAGGAACUGCCCAGCAAGACAGGGAGGAGUCGACAGAGGGCGGCAGAGGGAGGGGGAGGACUAUCCAAAUGAAGCUCUCCGUUAUGUGCCUGGGGCCACAUCUCCCCUGCUGCCUCCCCUAUCUGCAUCUACCCGCGUCCAAACACAAACUAACCAUUUGAAAUGGACCUAAUUUUUAUCCUUGUAUUCUUCAAACAUAUACAGUCAUUUAUACCAAUAUUUAUACUUCUCAGUGGUUGAGCCUGGACACUUCAGAGAAAGACUACUCAGAACCCCUCUUUGCUAUGAACAGCAAAGACCACACUUUGACUCUUUUUACUUUUCCUUUUUGGGAGGAGGCAUUGUUUUUUUGUGUGAGUGCGUGCGUGUGUGUGCGCGUGUGUUCAUUUUGCCCACAGCCACAUCUUAAUAGCCACUGCUCUUGUGUCAUUUACUGUUAUCUUCUUUUCUUUUUUUAAUUCUGUUCAGUUCUCACACAUGCAGCAGUGCUGCCAUGUAGACCAGAGGAAGAUGACAGCAUGUAGAUCACAGGUAGAAUCAGCAGAUAUGCUUGUAGCUCUACUGUUUGUUUUUAGAGGUUUUGAUAUAUAAAGGAUGUAAAAUUCCAAUAAAAUGAUAACAUAUUUUUGAUA